Messenger RNA from Chironomus riparius, 2738 nucleotides. Lineage: Eukaryota; Metazoa; Arthropoda; Insecta; Diptera; Chironomidae. The record is from the annotation of a GenBank genome assembly.
UUGAUGAAAAAAAUUAUUAAUUAAUAAUAAAAAAAUUCAAAAAGCACUAAGAAUGGCUUUUCUUUACAAUAUUGGUGAUUGGUUCAAUUUGGGACAUCAUAAUGCGUACAGAAAAAUUGAAUUAUAUUCAAUGGAUUUUCCUGAUGAUAUCAAUCUAGAACAAAUGAAAGUUUAUGCAUCGCCUUUUGGUGGUCCAUUUGCUGUUAUGAAGGAUCCAAACUUAUUGAGAAAGACUGGAUCAACUGUGAAGCCUGUUAUUUUCAUUUUUGCAUCAUCCGGAAAUCUGAUAUCGAAAAUUAAUUGGAAUUCUGGUGUUCUAUUGACAAUGGGAUGGUCAGAUUCUGAGGAACUUCUUUGCAUCCAAGAAAACGGAAUUGUAUUAAUUUAUGGCUUGUUUGGAGAGUUUCAACAUAAGUUUUCUAUGGGUCAAGAAGCUACUGAUACUCAAAUCAUUGAUGCUAAAAUAUAUCCAAGUACUCAGGGCACUGGAAUUGCCGUUAUGACUACACAAUUUAGAAUAUUUAUUGCUAAUAGCUAUAAAGAUCCAAAAGUUAGACUUCUUCCUGAAAUUCCUAAGUCAAUGCUGGAUCCAUCGAGUUGGGCAAUUUUGAUUGAAGAUCGUAAAACCACUUGCUUAAUAGCACGCGAGCAGGAGCUGUUUAGAGUCAAACAAGACGAAAAUAUUUGUUCAGCUGUCAUUUUCUCAAUUGAUUCCGAUUAUAAAGCUAUACGGUUCAUAUCAGUUUCCUUUAAUGCUCGUCAUGUUGCCUUGUACACAAAUACAGGUUUUUUGUGGAUGGGAACAAGUGAUUUGAGAACAAAGUAUUGUGAAUUUAAUACGGGACGAAUGGAAUUACCCAAACAAAUUGAAUGGAUUAUGGACAGUGAUGAUCCAUUAAAGGCAGAAGCACUUAUUAUAACUUAUAAUUCAUUCCUUUUAAUUGUUGGCACUAAUGGCGAAUCUAAUAUUUAUCCAUACAAUGAUGCAGCAAUAUUCUUAGUUCCUGAAAUGGAUGGCGUUCGUGUGCUGACCAAUGGUUAUCAUGAAUUCAUUCAAAAAGUACCAAAGAGUGUCAGCAAUAUAUUUGGCAUAAGUAUUUCAGAACCAUCAAGCUUCCUGUUUGAAAGUCACAGGAAAUUCGUUGAACGCAGUCAUCAAUCUGAUGAAUACUUAUGCUUGAUUAUGGAUAAAAUAGAGGUGGCAGUCGAAGAGUGCAUUAAAGCUGCUGGCUAUGAAUUUGAUACUGAAACACAAAAAAGUUUAAUUAGUGCUGCCCAUUUCGGUAAAGGCUUUAUUAAUGCUCAUAAUCCUGAUGAGUAUAUAAGAACAUGUAAAAUAUUAAGAGUAUUAAAUUCAAUAAGAAGUGACGACAUCGGAAUUCCUUUAACUAUUAAUCAGUUCCUACAUCUGACACCUGCUGUGCUUAUUGAUCGACUCGUUUUUAGAAAGCAUUAUGGCCUUGCUAUUCAAAUAUCAAAACACUUGAACUUAUCAGAAUCUCGGAUUAUGGAGCAUUGGGCUUAUCAUAAAAUUAUGUAUGAUAAGAAUGACACGGAAAUUAUUCAAAAAAUUGCUGAGAAGUUUGCAAAUGCUUUAAAUUUAGGCUUGUCAUUCUGUACAAUUGCUAAGAAGGCUGAAGAAAUUGGCAAGACAAAGUUGGCUAUAGAACUACUCGAAUUGGAACCAAAUCAAAGUUUAAAAGUUCCAUUGCUGUUGAAAUUAGGAGAAAAUAGAAAGGCAUUGAUUGCUGCUACUCAAUCUGGCGAUUCUGAUCUUAUUUAUAUGGUUUUAAUGCAAUUAAAGGACACAACUCCACUCUCAAAGUUCCAAAUGAUUAUCCGAGAAUUUCCAUUGGCACAAAACCUGUACAAGAAAUAUUGCUUAUUAAAUAAUGUCACAGCACUUAAAGAUAUUUAUUUACAAGAGGAUGAUUUCUUGGCACAAGCUGAAAUGUCAUUAGAUGAAGCACUAGACAGUAAUGUUAAGCUAGAUUCAUCACUACUUGAGAUAUCAAGCAAUUAUAAAAAGGCUCAUAAAGAACUUGAAGCGGAACUAACUGAUGAUCAUCGAAAAUUGAUGAAGCAACAAAAAGCAUAUGAAGAAAAAUAUUCACGACUUUUCUAUGGCUUAUCAUUACAUGACACAGUUAAGGAACUUUUAGUGAUUGGUGAUAUUAAAUUAGCGGAGAAAGUCAGGACUGAGCAUAAAAUGACAGAUAAGCAUUUUUGGUAUUUGCGGAUUCGUAUACUUGGUAGCAAUUUCCAAUGGGAAGAGCUUGAAAAGUUUUCUAAAUCUAAAAAAUCACCCGUCAGUUACGAGCCAUUCGUAGAAGUGUGCCUUAAAGCUCGGAAUGUCAAUGAGGCUAAAAAGUACAUUAUUAAAUGUCGUGAAGAUAAACGUAUCUUAUGGUUUAAUCGAGCAGGUCUCUAUGAAGAGUCAGCAAAACUGGCGUUUGAGUUGCGGGACACACAGUCUUUAUUUCAUAUACACAAUCUAGUGUCGGCGACAAAUGAUCAAAAUUUAGCUUCAAAAAUAGAAAAUUUAAUCGCUACUAUGUCAUCGAAAAAGUGAAUCAUUAACUAUUAACGAUAAAAUAUUCAUUCCUUUACUAAUGUGACUGACUUUAUGUACAUCUACUCUCUUAUAUAUACAUAUAUAUUAUUAAAUUAAUGAGCAAAUAUAAAGUGAAUAAAUAAAUGUAUUGCAUAAUCUUCAACGUGCUAAAUAUAUCGUAAAA